AUGGCGCUGUCGUUCUUCCGAGGGUUCUUCAAGGGAGGGCUGGUGGAGGAGGACUUAGACGCGUGCUACCCUGUGCGCCAGGACGUGCAGGUCGGCACCGUCAGCAAGUUUCGACCGCGGGCGAGCAAGCGGCUAUCAGAGGACAAGUGGAACGACAUGUUUGACGCGGAGGGGCGCAUGGUCAACCUCGAGGCUGCCCUCCGCCUCAUACAACAAGGGGGCUGUGAGCCAGGUAUCCGCCCGGAGGUGUGGGAGUACCUGCUGGGGCUGGUCAGCCCUGCAGCCACGAGUGGCGAGUGUGGCGAGCUGAGGAGCAUGCGCAGGGAGGCGUAUGCUGCGAUGCUCAAGGAGUGCCAGCUCGUGGACCCGGUUAUUGGGAGCGGAUUCGUGGUCGAUUUUCCCAGAGUGCAGGACGAUGGCUCCGAGGCCGAUCUCCCAGACUCCUAUGCCGGCCCGCUGCGUCUGGUGCCACCCAUCCCGCCCCUGGAAGCAACGUGGGAGGAGACCGGGGCGCAGUUGGGGGUGCUGGAGGAGGGGGAGGAGGAGGAGGAGGACGGGGAGGGGGAGGGGGACGAAGUGGAGGGAGGUACAACUAACAGUGGUGGCGGUGGUCGUGGUGGUGGCAGUGGCAGUGGCGGUGGUGGCAGCAAGAGGAGGGGGCAGAGGGCGAGUGAGACGGCAGUGGACGAGGCGAUGAGGACGUGGGCGGCGGAGAGGGCAGAGGUGGUGGCACGUGUGGGGCUCGACCGAAUCCACAAGUGGCGGCAAGGGCUCUACCAAAUAGGAGUAGAUGUGACCCGCGCCGACCGUUCCUUACUCUUCUUUGAGAGCAGCCGCAGCCGAGCGCGCCUGAUGAACGUGCUGGCGGUGUACGCGUGGUUUGACCCCGAGGUGGGGUACUGCCAGGGCAUGAGUGACCUCAUGUCCCCCAUGGUGGUCCUGUAUCCAGAUGACGCGGACGCCUUCUGGGCAUUCGAAAGGCUCAUGCGGAGAGUGAGGGAGGACUUUAUGAACACGGACACGGGCCUGGGCAUUCAGAGGGAGAUCAGCCGCCUCUCCCACAUGGUUUACACUCUCGACCCCGAGCUGCACGCACAUUUGGACGAGAUAGGAGCAGGCACCAUGUUCUUCACGGUGCGCACAGUCAUGGCCAUGUUCCGCCGCGAGCUCUCCUUUGCAGACGCUCUCUACCUCUGGGAGAUGAUGUGGGCGUGGGACUAUGACGCGUGCAGUGCGGCCCUCCUCCCUCUGGCGGAUCAAGCCAUCUUCCAUACGGCCCGCCACCUGCCGCACCUCACCAUGGACCGAUCUGCUUACAUUGCUGCCACCGCCGCUGCCGUCCGGGCAGCCGCUUCCGUCCUACUCGACGCAGAUCUCUUCACGGCUAUAGCUGUCGAUAUCGCCAAUGCCACCCGCGUGCCCCUCUCUGCUGUUCCCAGCACUGGUGCUUCCAGUGCUGGCGGCGCUGGGAGCAUUAGCAACAGCAGCAGCAGCGGCAGUGGUGGUGGUGGUGGUGGUGGUGGGUCGCUUUCGACGUAUGCGUCUGGCUCGGUGGGUACUGCGAGCAGCAUUGCCGGCAGCGGCGGCACGUCGGCGUUCGCAGCGGCGCACGAGGAUGCGGAUCGAGGCUCAGUGGACCUCUUUUCCUCCCCUCAGAGGUUGGAGAUUGCACUUAUGGCUGCGGAGCUGGCUGUUACUCAGGCUGCCGUGCAUGCUGUGCCUGAUACCCCUGCUUCUGGGGCUCUUAUGGGGAGAAUAGGGGGUGUUGGGGUGGGUGGGAGGGAGUUUGUGGUUCCUGAGGAGUGGGAGGAUGGAGGAGGGGUGGAGGAGGGAGAGGAGGGGUGGGAAGGGGAGGAGGAGGAUGAGGAGGCAUAUGGGGAGAGUGAGAGUGAAGAGGAGGAAGAGGAGGAUGAGGAGGACGAGGAGGGGGAGGGAAGUAGGAGGGUAGAAGUGGGAGGGGAAGGAGGGGUUGGAGAGGCAGCAGUUGGAGGGGCAGAUGGAGGGGUGGGCAUGGUAGCAGCGGAAGGGGCAGGCACAGGCACAGCAGGGGGAGCGGCGGGAGUCAGUUGGAGUGCAAGUGGUGGUAGUGAGCCGUCCUUCUUUGGCCGCAUGCGGUCCCUCUGGGGCAAGAAGGAUGACGCUGCUGCUCCUGCUGCUCCUGCUGCUCCUGCUGCUCCUGCUGCUCCUUCUCCUGCUACUGCUCCCUUCUUGUGGGGUAAAAAGGACAACCCUUCCCUUCCUCCCGCUCCUGCUGCUGCUGCUGCUCCUCUUCCUCCUGCUCCUCCUCCUCCUCCUCCUGCUGCUGCUGCUGCAGCUAGUUCUGCCGGUGUGGGCGAGGAGAGAGUGGGGAGGCGAGUGCAUCAAAGCCGGCACAGCAGCAGCAACGCAGAAGACACAGUGUUGGAUCUCUCUGCUGUGUCGUCCCGAGUGUCCUUUGAUCCGUCUAAGGACCUUCCUCCUGAUGAGCGGCUGCCGACUAGCCAGCAGCUGGAGGCUCGGAGGAGGGCGGCGUUGAGAGGGGGUGUGGGGAGCUGUGUGGAGCGGGGGCAGGGCGAGGGGAGGGGCCGGAUCCCCUCCUCGUCCUCCUUCCACUCGCGCCUGCACCGCCGGCAAAACAGCUCUCAGAAGCAGAAGGCAGCAGCGGUGGCCGUGCAGCGGCAGCAGCAGCGGCAGAAGCAGCAGCAGCUGGAGCAGCAGCUGCAGCAGGUGAAGCAGAAGCACGGGUUUCUGAGGAGGUAUCAGAGCAUGCAUCCGGGGCUGAUGCUGCUGCGCCCGCUGCACCUGCCACUCGUGUGGAAGCAGGAACAGCAGUUGGCUGAGCUGAAAAGCCACAGGAGCAUGAGAGAGCGGGAUAACCUUAGGUUCGCCGCCACCCUUGCUCUGCGCGAACCUUCCUCCCGGACCAGCCUCCGCAGGCACGGCAGCCUGGCGCUAGGCUCGGCACGGAGUGUUGGUGCUGGCUCGUCGAGGUCCCGCAGGGAGAAGCUGCGGAGGGGAGUGAGUUUCGGUUCAGAGCCGGACCUAGGCUCGGGAAGAGGCUCGGGUGGGGGGUUCGGAUCCCCGUCGGAGCAGCAAAGGAGAAGAAUCUCCGAGGUUCGGAGGGAAGAAAGGGAAGGAGGAGCGGAUGGGGAAGGCGAAGGAGCAUCCAUAGCAGCAGCAGCAGCAGCAGCAGCAGCAGCAGCAGCAGCAGCAGCAGCAGCAGCAGCAGCAGCAGCAGCAGCAGCAGCAGCAGCAGCAGCAGCAGCAGCAGCAGCAGCAGCAGCAGCAGCAGCAGCAGCAGCAGCAGCAGCAGCAGCAGCAGCAGCAGCAGCAGUAGCAGCUUCGGCGGCGGUGGGAGGAGUUGGGCAUAUGAAUGUGAGGCGGGUAAGGAGUGACGAGGAGCACUUGUCGCCUGGCACUUUCCCCCACAAGCCCUCCCGCUCUCUCCCUUCACCCUCCUCUGACGCUGCUCGCCUCGCCUCACCAGCUGAUUUGCCCGCUGCAGCGGCGAAGCUGAGGCAGGCCGGCAGCAGCAUGGGUGGUGCUGGUGCUGGUGGUGGUGCUGCUCGCACUAGCCAUUUUCCCCUAGGCCUGCCUCCCAUAUCUCCUCGGGUCAGCUCGGCAGGCUCGGGCACCGAGCCUGCAGGUUCGGGAUCUGGCAGCAUGUUCGGGCAUGGCUGGGGAGGCUCGACAAAGUCCCCUCGCUUCCUGCCGGCUGCUCCCACCAUGGCUGGUAGCACAGGAGGCACCAUAGAAGCACGCAGCACAGCAGGCAGCAUGGACGGCAAACCGAAACACGAGGCCAAAGCAAACCACGAAGCAGAACCGAAGCGCGAAUCGGCACCAGAACUGGGCAUUGGUGUGCAUCCGGGGCCCAUACAAGAAGACCAGGUCGAUCUCAUGCCAGAGGGAGCACUGGAGGAGCCAGACGCACUACAAGACGACUUACCAGAUGACUCACCGGGCAACCCACCAGACGUUCCAUUCCUCUUCCCACCCUCCAAGUCCCUCGCUAGAGCGUCCAAUGAAGGCAGAAGCCAGUCGAUGCUUGAGACUGGAGCCCAUAUGAGCAAAGACCAUCCUCGUCAUCACCCCCCUCACUUGUUCCCCCACUCGAGGUCUCUAUCUGGCGCCUCUCUCCCUUCUCCCACUAGCAUUUUCAAGCCCCCCCUCCGCCGGUUAAGCCUAAAGGUUCCCCCUGAAUUACACCUGAAUCUCAAGUCACCCCGGGCGGACCACCCUCCAAAAUCCCCGGGUUCUGUGGCCUUUGCCCUCCCUUUUGAGGUGACUCUUGGGCUGAAAUCCCCAGGUCCGUUCAGAAUUCCCCCUGAGUUGAGCUCUGGAAUGAAGUCCCCUCGGCCGUUUGUUCCUCCUGACCUGCUUAAAUCCCCGCUGGCACUUAAAUCCCCGUCUUCUAGAGACUUCCUGGCUAGGAUUUUCGACGACACGAACCGAGCGACAAUGCGGUCGAGUGCGGUGAAAGGGGGUGCCAAGGGAUGGCACAGCCUUCCGAGAGACGCAGGAGGGAUGCAAGGAGAGCGAGGGGAGGUGGAGGAGAAGGAAUGGGAGAGAAGGCACACAGACAAAGAGAGUGGACGGGGGAUGGAGUGGUUGGGGACGCCUCAAAGGAGCUUAAGCGGGGAACGGGAUAAAAGCAAACCAACGCAUUACAAAAGAGCUAGUGGCCAUGAAGGGAGGACGGGGUUUUGGGGGAUGAAGGAGGCAGGGGAGGCAAAGGGGGAGGAGGAGAUGGAGAAAGAGGCAGGAGGUGCAGCAGAGGAAAGGGGGAAGAGCACGAGGGGAGCAGGGAUUCCUGAUGAAGGGGUGGCUGUGAGUGGGGGAGAAGCGACAGUAGAAGGGCUGGCGACGGGUGAAGCAGCAGGUGAAGAGGAGAGGGGGAAGGGGGAUGGCAGAGCAGUGGCUGAAAGGGAGAGGGAGGGUGUGAAAGCGGGGCAAGAGGCCGAUAUGGAUGGGGACUGGCAUGGAUUUGGCAUAAUGCAGAGCCCUUCGCUGUCGGUGUCCUGUCCUGCUGCUGCUCCUGCUGCUGCUCCUGCUGCUACUUUGCCUGCUGCUGCGGCUGCGCCUGCUGCUCCCUCUCCUGCCGGGCCUGGUGCAGAGGACGAGUUCCUCUUCAAGCCUCUCUCUUCCUCCACAGCACCCAAACUCCAUCACCAAACCUGCCGCCGAGCCUCCGGCCUCCCCUACCGAGUCUAA
This is a messenger RNA of Closterium sp. Naga37s-1, 5193 nucleotides long. Lineage: Eukaryota; Viridiplantae; Streptophyta; Zygnematophyceae; Desmidiales; Closteriaceae. The record is from the annotation of a GenBank genome assembly.